Hylaeus volcanicus is the source of this 325-nucleotide messenger RNA. Its product is annotated as CB1 cannabinoid receptor-interacting protein 1-like. The annotation marks the transcript as partial. The transcript has a single exon. Gene Ontology annotation, cellular component: plasma membrane. Gene Ontology annotation, biological process: negative regulation of signaling receptor activity. Gene Ontology annotation, molecular function: type 1 cannabinoid receptor binding. The record is from RefSeq and is a predicted model, not a curated record. Lineage: Eukaryota; Metazoa; Arthropoda; Insecta; Hymenoptera; Colletidae.
GUCCCUCAGCAUCGGUGGUAAACAGGUGGAGACGUUCGAGUGCGUGAGAGAUGGAACAGCCUGCGCUUAUAGCGCUUACCACAGCACCAAGGGUAUAUCGGCAAGUGCUCGCGGCCAUCGCGAAGAAUUAUCGAUAUCCAUGCGUGUUAUGGGUUCUGGUUACCUGAGCACGUGUCUGCAGAUCAAGUAUUACCGACAGCACGAUCAGAGUCAUUGCGAAUGGGGCGUUAGGUUGCACUGCAUCGAACUGGACUGUUCCAGCGUAGAGGGUAGAUUGGUCACGGUGGAUCGAGAAACUUACAGAAAACUCGGCAUAGAAUCCUAG